Messenger RNA from Lemur catta (Ring-tailed lemur), 5684 nucleotides. It is a transcript of the gene TUBGCP6, whose product is annotated as tubulin gamma complex associated protein 6. The record is from RefSeq and is a predicted model, not a curated record. Gene Ontology annotation, biological process: microtubule nucleation; cytoplasmic microtubule organization; spindle assembly. The transcript is spliced from 26 exons. The coding region runs from base 272 to 5635 and encodes 1787 amino acids. NCBI's taxonomy places the organism in Eukaryota, Metazoa, Chordata, Mammalia, Primates, Lemuridae. Gene Ontology annotation, molecular function: microtubule minus-end binding; gamma-tubulin binding. Gene Ontology annotation, cellular component: gamma-tubulin complex; equatorial microtubule organizing center; spindle pole.
GGGAGCGGGAAUCAAGGGUUGUCUGCGCUGGUGAGGCCUGGCGACUGGGCGGGCGUACAGCCCCGACUCCAGGGACCCUGCACGCGCUGCCGCCCGCCUCCACCCUGGCCGCGCCCCCAGCCUCCCUUUCUAUUCUGAGAGGCCCCGGCCGGCAGCCUUUCCCGGCCCUGCAAGGGGACCCCGAGGACGCGUGCAAGGCCGCAAUGUGAAGUGAAGCCGGGGUGAGGUGUUUUCUCACAUGCUGGGGGCCCGGAGUUGAGAAGGGGUCGGCAUGGCCAGCAUCACCCAGCUCUUCGAUGACCUGUGUGAGGCCCUCCUGCCUGCUGCCAAGACUCACCUGGGCCAGCGCAGUGUGAACCGGAAGAGGGCAAAGCAGAGCCUCAAGAGGGUGGCCUACAAUGCUCUUUUCACAAAUCUUUUUCAAGAUGAGAUGCAUCAGCUGCAGCCUGACCUGUCAAAACUCCCAGUGAGAAACAAGAUCCUCAUGUUGUCCUUUGACUUGAGAGUGGGUGGCCUGGGCCUGGAGGCAGACCGUUUGGAGGAGCUUGUGGAGGAGCUUGAAGCAGCCCCUUGCUGUCCGCUUGUGGAGGUGGGCUCUGUUUUGGAUCUCCUGGUUCAGCUGGCGGGGAGUGGUCCCCCUCAAGUACUGCAAAGAAAGCGGGGCUACUUCCUUAACAACAAGCAUGUUGGGAGAAAUGUUCCGUAUGGCGGAUACGAUUGCUGUGACCUGAAUGUGUUUGAGAUGGACAUUCAGUCUUUGAUCUCCAGAGAGGAAUCUUUGUGUCACAGCAUGAUCCAGGAAACACUUCAGGUGAUGGAGGCUGCCCCAGGCACUGGCCUGCCCACCGUUGGGCUCUUUUCGUUUGGUGACCCUUGUAGUGACAGAUUUGAGAGAGACACCCGGGUCUCGCUCUUUGGUGCCCUUGUGCACAGCCGCACUUACGACAUGGAUGUCCGACUGGACCUGCCCCCGGUGCCAGACAGUGCAGAUGUCUCGGGACUGGCCAUUAAGGUUCCUCAGAGUGCGGAUCAGUGGGAGGAUGAAGGGUUCCAGUCAGCGUCCAAUUUGACGCCUGAUUCCCAGUCUGAACCGACCGUGACCCCAGACGUGGACCUGUGGGAGGCUGCGCUCACGUAUGAGCCCAGCAAGCGGAGGUGCUGGGAACGAGUUGGAUGCCCCCCUGGCCACAGAGAGGAGCCCUACCUCACAGAGGCGGGCAGGGACGCCUUCGACAGGUUCUGCCGGCUCCGCCACGGGGAGCUGCAGCUGCUCAGCGGGGGCCUCCUGCAGGCCCCGCAGCCCGUGCUGGUGAAGGAGUGCGAGCUGGUGAAGGAUGCACUGAACGUCCUCAUUGGGGUCGUGUCCGCCACCUUUUCCCUCUGCCAGCCGGCCCAGGCCUUCAUGGUGAAGCGUGGCGUCCACGUGUCAGGAGCAUCUCCCGAGAGCGUCGGCAGCCUUCUCUCGGAGGUGGCGGAAUACGGGACCCACUACACGCGCCUGAGUCACUUCUCCCUGCAGCCCGUCCUCGACUCCUCCUACAGCAAGGGCCUUGUGUUCCAGGGCCAGCACCUGUGUGCAGAGCCCGGACACCCUUUUCCAGCAUCACCCCGGGACCCCGGAGGAGUUGCAGCGCCAGGCUUUGCUGUGGGCCUGUGGCUUCCCGUGAGGGGUCCUUGCUUCUGGCCUGGCUGGGUGGCUGGACUUAACCCACAGGUGCCCACUGUGUGGGAGUCGGAGCCCCAGGGCCGAGGCGCAGAAGCAGAGCCCCUCCCCAGCACUGGUGCGCGUUCAGGCCCUGAGCCCACGGCCUUGUCCGUGUGCGCGGCCACUCUUCUCCUGGCCCCUUGCCCACAGGCCUUCACCAGCGGCCUGCGCAGGUACCUGCAGUACUACCGGGCCUGCGUUCUCUCCACACCGCCCACCCUGAGCCUCCUCACCAUCGGCUUUGUCUUCAAGAAACUGGGCCGGCAGCUCAGGUACCUGGCUGAGCUCUGUGGCGUGGGCACUGUGCUCCCGGGAGCCAGUGGAGGAGGGCCCAGGGCUGCGUUCCCCACGGGGGUGAAGCUGCUGUCCUACCUGUACCAGGAGGCGCUGGAUAACUGCAGCAACGAGCACUACCCCGUGCUGCUGUCCUUGCUGAAGACCAGCUGCGAGCCCUACACGCGGUUCAUUCACGACUGGGUGUACAGUGGGGUCUUCAGAGAUGUUUACGGCGAGUUCAUGAUCCAGGUGAACCACGAAUACCUGGGCUUCAGAGAUAAGUUUUACUGGACCCACGGCUACGUGCUCAUUUCCAAAGACGUGGAGGACUGCGUACCUGUGUUCCUGAAGCACAUUGCCUAUGACGUGUACGUCUGCGGCAAGACCAUCAACCUGCUGAAGCUCUGCUGCCCCCGGCAUUACCUCUGCUGGUCUGACACCCCCGUUCCCCGCAUCUCAGUGAUUUUCUCCCUCGAGGAGCUGAAGGAGAUUGAGAAGGACUGUGCCGUCUACGUGGGGCGGAUGGAGAGGGUGGCUCGCCACAGCUCCAUCAGCAAGGAGGAGAAGGAAUUACGUAUGGAAAUUGCAAAACAAGAGCUAAUUGUCCAUGCCCGGGAAGCAGCAUCCAGGGUGCUGAGUGCGCUGAGUGACCGGCAGAUGUCAGAACAGAUGGCCUUGGACGCCCGGAAGCGAGAGCAGUUUCAGAGGCUGAAGGAGCAGUUUGUGAAGGACCAGGAGCGACGCCUGGCGGCCAGACAGGAGGAACUGGAUGAUGACUUCAGCUACGCCCGCGAGCUCCGCGACAGAGAGCGAAGGCUGAGGGCCCUGGAGGAGCAGCUGGAGAGGAAGGCCAGGCAGGCGCUGGUGGACCAUUACAGCAAGCUGUCUGCAGAGGCGGCCCGGCGGGAGCAGAGGGCCCUGUGGAGAAUCCAGCGGCACCGACUGGAAAGUGCGCGGCUUCGUUUCCUCUUGGAAGAUCAGAAACGCAUUCAGGGGCUGCUGAAAGACGCGUCGGAGGUCCAGACGCCCCAGGAGCCGCCGGCCGCCCGCCCGCGUGCUCCCUCCCAGGCCACGUCUCCGGGCCCUGAGCACCCAGAUGGAGGCCGAGGCUGUGAGUCCAGGCUCCGAGAGCAGCACGGGGCUGCCUGGGAUUGCUCAAGCAGGCCGGGCACGCCGGCGCCAGCGCUCCUGGGCGCUGUAGCAAUGGGAGCUGGUGGCGUGGGGCCCCGGCAGGUGGCGGGGGCUGAGCAGCCUGUGCAGACCGGCGAGGUCCCACUCCUCGAGGAAGUGCUACGGACCAUCAGCUCAGACCUGCCCUCCUCGGCUCCUGGGGAGACACGCGUAGCAGCCGGUGCUCAGCCCCCCGGGCCACAGGAGUACGACUUCAGCAGCGUCCUGAGGCCAGCUGUGGCCCCCGCGCCUUCGCCAGGGCCCUUCCUGGCUGUAGAGGGCCGCUCGGGCCGCUCAGAGCAGCCGGUACGGGGGGACACUGGAGUGCAGCCAGAUGCACAUGUCCCUGACACACACGUGGCUCUGCCUCAGCCACAGCCACCCAGGCAUGUCCGUCCUGAGGAGGGCAGCCGGCCCACAGAGCAGCUCCUCGGGCACCUGUCAGGGGGUGGUGUUCCCUCAGAAGGAUGCGCUUCUGGGACAGCUCCCUCCCGGCCAUGCUGGGACAUCCACAGACACGUGUCGGACACCAGCAUCGGGGUUGGGGAGAACGUGUCAGACGUGGCUCCCUCCCGGCCAUGCUGGGACAUCCACAGACACGUGUCGGAUGCCAGCAUCGGGGUUGGGGAGAACGUGUCAGACGUGGGUCCCUCCCGGCCACGCUGGAACAUCCACGGACAUGUGUCGGACGCCAGCAUCGGGGUUGGGGAGAACGUGUCAGACGUGGCUCCCUCCCGGCCACGCUGGAACAUCCAUGGACACGUGUCGGAUGCCAGCAUCGGGGUUGGGGAGAACGUGUCAGACGUGGCUCCCUCCCGGCCACGCUGGAACAUCCAUGGACAUAUCUCUCAGUCCCACCUGGUGCUGGGGCCACUGUCACCAGAAGCUGAGCCCAGCAUGCCCAUGCCCCACCGGAGCCCCCCUGGCCAGUUGUCCCGGGCAGGCCUCAGCCUGGGGGCACCGAGCCCUGCCCUGGAACGUGGGCCACAGUCCCCUGUGGACACGGUGCUGUCAGUCUGCUCCUCUGGCUCAGGCAGCGGGGAAGAGAGCAGCCUCCAGACCACGCCCUCUGCCGUGGCCAGGCCCGACGCUCUGGGAAACGGUGUCCCCGAGGAGCCAGGCCCAGGGAGGAGUGGAGGCGCUGAGGACCUCUCUCUGAGUCGGCCUCUGAACCCACAGGAAGACACAGCUGGCCCGAGAAGCCCAGGCUCUGGCAAGGAGGAGGCGGACGCAGAGGCGGAGGCGGAGGCCCUGCGCUGGGGCCGGGAGCAGGCCUACCUGGCAGGCCUGGCCAGGCAGUACCCCCUGGAGCAGUACCCAGACAGCUACGAGUGCAUGUCGGAGCCUCCUGCCGCUCACCUGCUGCACCACGUGCGUCCGCGGGCCUUCGCCUUCCCCGUGGACCCCCAAGUCCAGUCGGCCGCAGACGAGACUGCGGUGCAGCUGAGCGAGCUGCUGACACUGCCGGUGCUCAUGAAGCGCUCCAUCACCGCCCCGCUGGCCGCCCACAUUUCCUUGGUGAACAAGGCCGCGGUCGAUUACUUCUUCGUGGAGCUGCACCUGGAGGCGCACUGUGAGGCCCUGCGGCACUUCCUGCUGAUGGAGGACGGCGAGUUUGCCCAGUCCCUCAGCGACCUGCUCUUUGAGAAGCUGGGGGCUGGCCAGACGCCGGGGGAGCUGCUCAACCCGCUGGUCCUCAACUCCGUCCUGAGCAAGGCCCUGCAGUACAGCCUCCACGGGGACAGCCCGCACGCCGCCAACCUCUCCUUCGCCCUCAAGUUCCUGCCUGAGGUGUUCACGCCCAACGCCCCAGACGUGUUGAGCUGCCUGGAGCUCAGGUACAAGGUUGACUGGCCCCUCAACAUGGUCAUCACCGAGAGCUGCCUGGGCAAGUACAGCGGCAUCUUCUCCUUCCUGCUGCAGCUGAAGCUCAUGAUGUGGACGCUCAAGGACGUCUGCUUCCACCUCAAGCGCACAGCCCUGGUGAGCCACAUGGCCAGCUCCGUGCAGUUCCGGCAGCUGCAGCUGUUCAAGCACGAGAUGCAGCACUUCGUCAAGGUCAUCCAGGGCUACAUCGCCACCCAGAUCCUGCAUGUUACCUGGUGCGAGUUCAGGGCCAGGCUGGCCGCGGUGCGUGACCUCGAGGACAUCCAGCGCGCCCAUGCCGAGUACCUGCACAAGGCUGUCUUCAGGGGGCUCCUAACAGAGAAGGCGGCGCCCGUCAUGAACAUCAUCCACAGCGUCUUUAGCCUCGUGCUCAAGUUCCGCAGCCAGCUCAUGGCCCAGGCCUGGGGCCCGGCCGGGGGCCCUCGGGGCGCCGAGCACCCCAACUUUGCCCUCAUGCAGCAGUCCUACAGCACUUUUAAGUACUACUCUCACUUCCUGUUCAAAGUGGUGACCAAGCUGGUGAACCGCGGCUACCAGCCCCACCUGGAGGACUUCCUGCUGCGCAUCAACUUCAACAACUACUACCAGGACGCCUGAGGGCCUGCUCCAUGGGGACGUGAGGAAUAAAGGUGCCCUUGGCCUAUCA